Messenger RNA from Carassius gibelio (silver crucian carp), 4331 nucleotides. RefSeq names its product hyccin PI4KA lipid kinase complex subunit 2 (gene hycc2). The record is from RefSeq and is a predicted model, not a curated record. Gene Ontology annotation, cellular component: plasma membrane. Lineage: Eukaryota; Metazoa; Chordata; Actinopteri; Cypriniformes; Cyprinidae. Bases 174 to 1520 code for a protein of 448 amino acids. The transcript is spliced from 11 exons. Gene Ontology annotation, biological process: protein localization to plasma membrane; phosphatidylinositol phosphate biosynthetic process.
GCUUUUAUUAUGCGAGGAUGGUCUGAGGAUGUCGCACUUCCGCUUCCGCUUGCGUCACCUCUGGGUGCUUGGCAGGAGUUGACAGCUGAUCGUCUGUGCACUAACUAGACAGAUGUGUGACCAGCUGACCUCUGAGCUGACACUGCCCUCGCUCUUCAACUGAGGUCGUGGUGAUGGCGACAGACAGAGGUGUAGUGGAAGACUGGCUCUCAGAGUUCAAGGCCUUGUCUGAAACGCAGCUGUGUGGUUACGCUGGAGUCCUGGAUCAGAAGCAUACACUGGUGCCAGCCCUCUACAGCAUCAUCCAGGACCCUGACAGUGAGGUGAGGAGCGAGCGGCGCUCAGAGAUCAACAGCUCUGAGUCUGCUCAUCUGUGUCUGUGUUCACAGCUGCUGGAGCCGGUGUGCCAUCAGCUGUUCGAGCUGUACCGCAGCUCAGAGGACUGUCUGCGCCGCUUCACGCUGCAGUUCCUGCCCGAGCUGCUGUGGGUUUACCUGCGCAGAGACAGACACAGCAGCGGCUGCAUCGAGGCGCUUCUGCUGGGCAUCUACAACCUGGAAAUCGUGGAUAAAGAUGGAAAUGGCAAGCUGUUAUCAUUCCUGAUCCCGUCCCUGUCCAAACCAUCCAUAUAUCAUGAGCCGUCCAGUCUGGGCUCCAUGGCUUUGACUGAGGGUGCUCUCUGUCAGCACGACCUAAUCAGAGUGAUCUACAGCGGCCUGCACCCGCAGAGAGAAGCCUUCACUGCCCAGAACAGGUUUGAGGUGCUGUGUUUCCUGAUGCUGUGCUAUAACUCGCUGGUGGUCUACAUGCCUCGCUCAUCACACCGGGCCGUCUGCAGGAUGAGCUCGCGGCUGUGCGUGAGCGGCUUUCCCCGUCAGCAGCUGAAGGCCUGGACCUCUUCCUGUGUGCGUGUGCUGCUGGAGCCUCAGUUCAUGGUGCAGAUGCUGGCUGCUGUCUAUCACGCCAUAUAUAACGGCGAGUGGGAUGCUGGGAGAGAGGCUUUGGAUGAUAUCCUGUACAGAGCUCAGCUGGAGCUGUACUCAGAGCCUCUGCUGCUGGGCAAUGCUAUGAAGAGCUCCCUGCCUGGCAGCGCUCCGGACGGAUCUCAGGGGAGGAAGGUCCUGCAGGUGGAGGUCACUCCCAGCAUCAGACGGGUCUCCCGCUGCACCAUCACCGCCGCAUCCAUCCGCAGACUGCGCUGGAAGAGAGAGGAUGCAGAGCAGCUGAGCAGGGAGGAGGACUCCUCUGGCCUGAACGAUGCAGAUGAGGGCUUCUCAUCCGGUGCGUCCAGCAGCAGCCAGCCCAGCGGUGUGCGCGGGAGGAAGAGCCGGCCGUCCGCUCGCAGGACCUCCAGCACCUCUCUGGACUGCAGGCCGGGACAGCGCUCCGGUGCCGAGGCGCGCAGAUACUCCAUCCUCAGCCUGCAGGAGCAGCAUCUGCCAGAGGAGACGGAGCUGCUCUCUCCUGGAAAACAGAGCAGAUCACCCAGCUUCAGCAUGCAAAUUAUCUCACAGGUCUAGAACCGGCAGCCUCCUUCUAGACAGAAGAAUUGUACCCCAAAAGCAGGAACUCUCGUUACUUACUCGUGUCAUUUCAUCCCUGUAUUUUUCUCAUGAAACAUAAAAGCGGUCCAAACUAGGAAGGUGGACGGUGAUUCAUACUGCCACUCAGUGAACACCGUACCAACUUCACUACAGUCAGUAUUACUUUUACUUCCCUUUCUACAGUCAGUCUGUUAAAGAAGUGAAAUGUAAGCAGUUAUUUUCAACUCUUAACUCGUACUCUAACUUUAUUUAUAAAGCACCUAAUAAAACAACUAAGCAUAACCACAGCGACAAUACCUCAGCAGGGAUGGCCUGCUUUUGUGAUAAUUGUCACAAAAACACUGGAAAACUGUUCCAAAGCCUUGUUGCAGCUACCAAAAAACAGAACUUUAAUUUUGAUCGAGGAAUAUGUAGGAGACUUUGCCCAUUAGAUCGUAAAGAUCUCUUUGACACUUGAACAUGACAAAGAUCAGAGAUGUAUGGAGGGGCUUUAUCAUGCAGGAUUUAAAAACACAAAUCUUAAAAUUAAUUCUAUAAAAUACUGGUAACCAAUGCAACGAUCUCGAAACAUGGUUAUUGUAGUCAUACCUCCGAGUACCUUCAAAUAUUUAGUUUGAGUACCGUAAUAAAGUGAGUUGCAGUAAUCGAAUCGAGAAAAAAUAAAAACAUGAAUAAGCUUCUCCAAGUCUAUACGUGCUAAGAAAGGCUUGAUCUUAAGAAUCAUUCUUAAUUGGUAGAAGCUAACUUUGAAAACACAACUUGUUUGAGAGUUCAUUUUGAAGCACUGUCAUAGAUCAAACCCAUAUUUUUACUUGAUGGUUUUUAAAAGGACGUAAUGUUCCCUAGUUAACUCCAGCUGUAUCAUUCAUUUCAGAGGGACCAAAUAUAAUGAUCUCUGUUUUUGCUUCAUUAAGACUCAAAAAGUUAGCAGAUAUCCAAGACUUCACCUCAUCUACACAGGCCAACAGACGCCCCAAGGCACUGGAAGAAUUUGGGUUUAAAGACAAAUACAACUGAGCUUCAUCAGCAUAAUAAUGAAACAACCAUAAUGAAACACCAUAUUUAUCCAAAAUCAAUCCUAACGUAGCAUAUACAGAGAAAAGAAAAAGGUGCUAAAAUAGAGCCUUGCAGAACACCACAAGAAAUGGGGGCCAGUUAUUCACUUAAAUCUUUUGAUCUAAAAAUUUUUUAUCAAAAAUCGGAGAAAAUGGUGUUUAAUCGAUGACUACAUCCAGAUCACAUUCAAUACCAAGUUCACUUUAGGUGGUUUUGAUUUAUAUGCUGAUUGAUAAUGGUUAAAAAUGUUAUACACCACACUACUGUAUAACAGUGAAAACACAGAGUGCUGGAAAACUUAAUCAAUGGUGUGGAAAGAGCUGAAAGCAUGACCAUGCGAAACAGAAUGUGAUCAGUCAGCAAUGCUUAAAUGUCUGUGUUUCUCCUACAGGGCUGCUGUCUGACUCUGAAUAGUGCGCUGGUAGUAUAGAAUGAUCUAUGGGUGCUCUCUGGAAAGGAAAGAGAGGAAAAAAUGUAUACAGGACUGAAAUGACACGAGAGUAAAUAAUGAUUGUUGGAUGAACUAAUCUCUUGAAAGUUGAAGUGACAGCUGGCCUGGCAGUGAUCUAACAGUCUCUCUCAGACCAAAUCUGAGCUGGACCGACAUGUCAGAAUCAGAUAUUAUGAAUUUUCUGAUGACAGUCAGCAAUAAUUCAUCCCAAGUCCUCCAGAAGAUUUGAAUUCGUAACUGCGGUGUCUAAUGCAGCCCUCUGAUUUGGAUCAGCUUUCACAUAAAUACUUGUUUUUAUGGCAAUGUUUUGAAGUUUUUCAUGGUUAUGUUCUUAAGAUUAUUCUGACUGAAAUUAUCAGAAGCCCUAAUGACUCUGAACUUGGCACACUCUCUGAGAAAGGGACAGUUAACAUAUACAUUUAUAUAUUUAUGUGAUAUACAUGUGUGUGAAUAAUCUAAAAGACAAUUCUGUCAGAAGACAACAUGCUGUAGAUGUGAAGAGUAGUGCUGUAUUUUGCAGACACUUUAAUCCAAAGUCAUCCUUGAGAAGUUUCACUGCUGCUCGUGGUGUAGAGGGCUGUGAAUGGGAUGAGCAUUUAUCGGCCGUCAGCCUCACAAUAUCACAUCAGUGUCCAUAGAGCUGGCCUGCAGGUCAGGCUGUGCUUAGCCUGAGCUUUACUGACAUGGAACAGACAGGGUGAUUUUCCCAAGCCAAACUCAAUGUCAGCGAUCAGACAUGACUUUAGUGAUCUAAUAGAUGGUCACAAAAGCCUGUAAUAUGUUUAAAAAACAGCAGUGUGUCAGUGUGUUUUGUCCAGCCCGAAUCCAAGGCUCACAAGCAGAUAUACAGUAAAUACAAAACAACAAACCACCCUAUGGAGACCAACAGAAGCUAUCAUGUGCUGUUGUUGUGUUGUCAUGUGAAUUAUACCUGCUGUAUUUGUUUGCGGACUAUCUUUGGUCAUAAUGUGACAUUAGUGUGUGUGUGUGUGUGUCUGUCUGUUAGUGUUCCAAGUAUUUCAGUACUAAAGUGGAUCUGUCCAUUCCACCCAUUAUAGUCAGGGAUGUUUUUCUCUGAUUUUGCUUUGUUUCUUUUUUAAAUGCACACAGAUGUAAAGUGUCUGUUAAUGUCGUUCUGUCUCAUUUUGAUAUGUCUCCGCUAUGUAGAGGGGUUGUGUGAUCAAAGCUCCAGAAGAGAUCCUGGACUGACCACUGAACUGCCUCUGCUGAAAAAAAGAUAAUGUGAGAUUAUACUGUGAAUAAAAGUGUUUAGUCACGUA